Messenger RNA from Bradysia coprophila, 5022 nucleotides. RefSeq lists its product as uncharacterized. Lineage: Eukaryota; Metazoa; Arthropoda; Insecta; Diptera; Sciaridae. The record is from RefSeq and is a predicted model, not a curated record.
GUGUAUUGUUUUUUUUUGCCUAAACCCAUCGGACAUCACCAACAAUCGGGCAAUACUAUUAAAAAUCAGUAAAUUCUCGGCUAUGUUUGUGUAAAUGUGAUUCGCGAGGGAAAACGCUCCCAUUUUUCGUAAUUAAGCUUAUCGAUAAUGAUAGUAACCAGUUCAACAAAAACUGAUUAAUAUUCGCCAAACAUGGAAUUCGAUCAUGGAAAAUGGUUCAACAUUAGCAACAUGAACAUCCAUUAAGUAAACAAACAAAGCAAGAAAACCACAACCAAACAACAAACUACCAUUACUGUGAGACAACCAAGUCAAAAAUAUUUCAAAAAUCAUCGGAACUACUAACUGUUUAGACAAAAAAAGAAGAAGUUUUCGUUGUUUGCACAUACACAUCCAAACACAAACACGUACCACCACCCAGCAGUUGCAGUAAGAUUUUGCCGAAGCAGUUUCGUUUUUUUCAUUGUGUUGUUCACAACACUUCUUAAAGACACGCGCGCCGCCAAUUUUUGUUCUAACUCAACAUCAGUUUCCUUCGUUGUUUUUUUUUCCGUUUUGUGACAAAUUUAAUUUAUUUAAUUUAUUCGAAUCAUCAACAAUGAUUCCAACAUAUAUACCUGCUGUUGGACUAGUCUCUGUUGGACUUGUACAAAAUGUUUAGACAACUAUUUCGUAGCGAUCUUUGUCAUAGCCACCGAAGUAACGGGUGCCGAUUUCAACAACAUUUCGCCUCGUCCUUUGUGUUGUGCAGCAUCGGAUUAAUUACAUCACGUGAAUGACAUUGUAUUUGUUAUUAGUUAAGGCAUGAAGUAUCCCCAGCUCGUAUCUGCUCGUGCAGUUAACGCCAUAUCUGAUUGGUUGGUAACUCGACUUGAACAGUUAGGCAUAGACGCACCACUUGUGUACUCAAGACUUCUUCUAUCACUGUUACAUACACCGUUACAAAUAAACGCUCUGGAUCUUGCUGAAAUCUCAGAUAUAAAUAUUGGUAACAUUGGACGAAAAAGCAAUCGCAGAUUCUCGUCGUCCGAUACCGAAGCAAUAAAACGUAUCGCUGCUAUCGAGAGUUUAAUCGAAGCAGUGGCUGCUGAUCAAAAAAUUUCGAAUGUCGAAAAAUUGGUCGACGAUUUAUGCGAGAAAUUACGUGAGAUCGAGGGGCAACAGAAUAGUGUGGAUGAAAGUCAACUUACGGAUUCAACGGAAAUAGAAACAAUGAAACGAUCAUCUUCACCUGAAGAUCCAGCAAAACGAUACUAUCGAGCAUUUCCUGCUUUGUCAAAGGAUCUAUCCAACGAUAAAGCGAUAACCGCUACACCGAAGCCGCUAACGUGGCCACUCAAUUGUGGAAGUUCGGUGAAAUCAGGAAACUAUUCAAUUGGAUCCAGCAGUACGGCUGGGGUAAAACGGAAGCCGAAACGACGACGUAACCAGGCAAUGUCUAAAGGAAAAACAUCAUUCAAUCGAAGGUGCAGUAACGGCGUCACUUGGGACACCGACUUUGAAGGUUCGUGGGAAAUGGGCCGCGAUUUGAUCAGAGAAUUCGUUAUGAUGCAGAACAAUCGUAAUCGCAGCAUAUCGGAGAGCGAUGCAAGUGCAUUUGUCGGAAUCAAAGACAUAAUUGAUAAGAAAAAUGCUGGAAAUAAUGCUAGCGAUGCUAGGCAAUUUGUUGAGAAGAAAGCUCACAAAACGGAUGCGGAUGGGACUGUUGACUAUAAAGUGAUUAGCGUCGACAAUGAUGACUUUGAUGUCAUGUCGAAGAACGCAUUCGAAACAGAGAAUUCUCUGGAAAAUAUUACCUACACUUCUUUGUCCGAAAUCGAAGGUAGUUUGUCGACAGCACCGCGUCGUUUGUACGAGAGAGAAAUAUCCAACGAGUCGCUCAAUAUGUCUAUUCAAGAGGCAAACAAUUUGGCAUCGUUCGAAGCGAAAUUUGAUAGAAGCGUCGAGGCUAUUUGGGACAAUUGCGACGACGAUGACAAAUUUGUGCCACCCAAACCCAAUAACGUCGAAUCGUUGAAAUCCUUUUGGUUUAACUACUACAAGCAUCACUACAACACCGAUCAUCAACACGAGAGUCAAUCACUUUUAUCGCUUGCAUCAGACGACAACGAUCUGGGUCAUCAUCAAACCGUUGAUUAUGAAUCAACCAAUAAAUUAUUGCCGCAAUUUUUGAACAAUUGCAACGACCUAAGAUUUUGUGGCGUCUCGAUUGCUGUUAACUCCAGUCAACCACUUCAGUCUGCCAUAAAGCCAGACAGCAUUUGGUCGAAUAAAGCAGAGUGUGAAGAUGAUGGAAGCUUUUAUGCGAAUGCCAUGUGGAAUUCUGCGGCAGCAGCAGCAGAAAAUCUUAUGCAGCCAUCUCAGAUGGCAAGUGUCGAUUCGCAACUUAAUGACUUCGGAGCCGUGAAAGCGAAAGAGUCCGGUUGUUACAACAAUUACGAUUUGCCAAGCCUAUCAAAGUGGUCGGACUGUACGUUCGAAAUUCCAUUCGUACCACCAUCAUCAUCCACAUCAUCAACCACCAAUUUGUCAAUUCAUCAGGAUUUGUCGGCCAAUACAGAAGACAAAAUAAGAAGAGAUUUGUUAGAAAAUUCUUAUUUUUACGACUUAAAGUCGCUGCCCGUCAUGAAUAAUUUUAAACGGACCGACGAUCAGUUCAAUGCCACCCGACUUGGACCACAGUUAAAUACUCAUUUCUACCAACCAUUUUUCCCCAUGGACAAGGAAACGGAUGUUUAUCCGCCCAAUGAUUUGGCAACCCGCAUGGCCAGGCCGUCAUCGAACGUUACUCUUACCAACCAUUCGAAGGAUAGUAAAUUUGUCGAGGUGAAAGCGAGCACUGCAGUUGGCUACAACAGCAAUAACCGUGUUAACUACGCGGAACAAAUGAAAGUGCACGAUGGACGUGUCAAAUAUCCGCAACAGAUAGCUACACCGAAAGUUGAAGAAGAGAAUCUGCUCACGUCGGAGCGCACCCAUUUCCGGCCAAUUAUUAAGUAUCAGGAUGGCUUUUCGUUCGAUAUACCCGAUACGUUGGACGAGGUGAAAUUCAAUCGCACCGAAUGUGGAGCGAUGUACUUGAAUUCCGAAAAGUACAUGGAAUAUAAUGCGCGGGGCGUAGAAGAUGACGAAUUUUUGGUGAAGUUUUGCAUUAAGCAAAACGAUAAAUGCUGUCAAACGGAUGUAACCAGUCUGGAUCGCUUUUCGUUUCUUGAUCGUGGCUAUAUUUGCGAUCAGUCCACAUCGGUUAGUACCGACUUAAAUGAUAGAGAGGACGAUUUUAACAGCUCGUUUGGAUUGUCGGAGGAAAUUGACGCGUAUAACAAAACUGACGUUAAUUUGGACCUGGAAAAUUGGACGAUGGGAAACAAUGGUAGGAAAUGCAGUCGUAAUGAAAAUGCUCAUUCGUUGUGGGAACACUGUAGUGGAUGUAGCUGUGACAUAGCUUCGAAACCGGCCAAUCAGAUGAUGAUUGAAGAAUUGUGCGCGGAUGGAGAUCAGAUUAUGUCGGACCUGAGGUGUAUGUACAUUGGAAGCGAUUGGAACGACGAAGAAGAGGAAGAAGAAGGAGAAGAGCAAGACGAGUUGGAAGAAGAGGAAGAUAACGAUGGGGGCAGCGUGCGAGGUGUACAUAAAGAGGAUAAUGAAGAAGUAGUUACCGUAGAACCAAAUAAUUUACUUUUCAACGUCAGUAAGUUGAUUUCGGAUUUAUUGAAACCGGAAACGGCACAGUCACUGGUGCACGCGAUCGGCACAAAUAUUUUUGAAGAAAUCGCCCUGAGUGACACCAGAAAGGACAGCCAAUUGGCUAAUAAGACGGACGAUGUGAACGAGAAGGAAACGAAGAAUGAAAUAAAGUUGCGAGGCUUGUGCAUAUCCGAGAGGUCGGACGAUUCCGAGUCGAAUAACAAUUUUUCCAAUAAUUUCGUUGGUGGACUGUGGGCCAACAAUGACAACAACAUUUGGCAGAAGGAUCUGAGACCUUCGACCGAUAAUUGUGUGUGGUCAAACUACGGCGUUCACAAUAGCAACACUGCGGUUCGUGACAGCAGCAAUUGGGAACAUUCGAAUUUGGAGCGGAUCUGGAACAGCGACGAUGACCUAUCACCCGAAACGAUCGAAAUCUAUGACAAGUCAAAGAGCAACAACGCUGAUGCAACUGAACCGAUUGAAGAUGAUUAUGUUUUUGAUUUGAUUGAAACACACGAACUAGCUAUUGACAAUGAGGCGCUCAAACGGUACAUUGAUUUUAACCGAACAUUUAAUGGUAACACUGGCAACGACACUGGCAAUGACGACGGAUUUAUGAGUUUACAUAGCAAUUUGAAUCGCUGCGAUCGAAAGCGACGCCAUUCAGCAUCGCAGAGCAUUUCCGAAGCGCUGGAAGCAAUGAUUGGCGAAGGUGCGGACAGAAAACUGGCAUCGAUGUUUGAUGACGAACUCAAUGUGACUACAAUUAUAACGUGCAAUUACUGGACAACGGACACCUCUUCAUAUGUUAGCGGAAAGAAUGCAGCAUUGGAAAUCAAUCCAACGUCAUCGAUUUUAAAGCACAUUCCGAUGGUAUCGAGACCGUUGACUCGUUAAGUUGUUUUUUUUAUUAUUUUAUUUUACAAAAGAAAUUUUCUUUUUUCGUUUUUGAUUUCACAUCCGCACUUCUAUAGCUCUUAUUUUUUUGGAUGAAAUUACUUUAAUGUUUACUCUUUUUCCGAUAUUACAAAAAAAUAUAUUUCUCGUUGCAAAACCAUUAUUCACACGUACACCAAAAGAAAACCCUACACAAGAGAGAGAGAGAGAGAAAAAUGUAUUUGGUUUUAGUAUUUGGUUCUCUUAAUUAAUUUAAUGUUUUUUUUUCUCUUCUAUAUUAAAGAAAAUAUUUUUUUUUUCGUUUCGUCAGAGAUGUACUGAGUAUAUAAGUAAACAAAACAAUGUCUUUGUGACUUAAAUUUAUUACUAUGUAUGAUAGAAUCAAAGCAUAUUGAUAAUGGGCAUAAAAUUACAUUAAAAAAAAAAAAUAAAAAA